Molecule: messenger RNA, 5238 nt
Organism: Sabethes cyaneus
Lineage: Eukaryota; Metazoa; Arthropoda; Insecta; Diptera; Culicidae
Exons: 1
Coding region: 1-5238 (1745 amino acids)
Biological process (GO): DNA integration
Molecular function (GO): nucleic acid binding; zinc ion binding
Source: RefSeq, a predicted model, not a curated record
AUGGCGGACGAGCUUCAGGUUCUAGUGCAUCAACGAGGCACAGUGAAAGGAAAACUUACGCGCAUUAAAAAUGCAAUACAACGAAACGUACAGGAAGGAAUAGCAGCAGAUGAAUUUCUACUACGCACUUAUAUGAAAACAAUUGACGCCGCAUACGAAGAAUUCAACACGUUCCAGAAUAAAAUGUACGCGCUGGUGCCGGGAAAUGCCGACGAACAGGAAGGGAAAUACAUCGAAUUCGAAGAGUUGUACAAUGAUGUGAGAUCGUGUGUGUGCAGGUUACUUGAGCGAAUAAAGCAGGAAGCAAAUCCGUUAGACGCAGCUCCGAAUGUUAACAUACUGGCAGCUGCUCCACAGCCACGACAGACGUCAUUUCUUCACACACCAUUACCUGUAUUCGACGGAAAACCGGAGAAUUGGUUCAAAUUUAAGGCCAUUUUCACGGACGUGAUGAGCAAAUACCCCGGCGAAUCCGAUGCAACGAAACUCUACCACUUGGACAAGUGUUUAAUAGGAGAGGCUACAGGAGUAAUCAACCAACAAACAAUAAACGACAACAAUUUUGCAGCAGCCUGGGACUUUCUUACACAGCGGUAUGAGGACAGGAGGAAAAUUGUUGAUAUUCACGUCAGUGGUCUAUUAAAUCUAAAGCCGAUGGACAGCGAGAAUGCAAAACAGCUGCGGAAUUUAGUGGAUGAAUGCAAGCGUCAUGUCGAAGCGCUUAAAUUUCUCAACUAUGAGCUGAUUGGUCUGUCUGAUAUUCUGGUCGUCGACAUCCUUGCGUCUCGGUUGGACAUAGAUACUCGCAAGCUUUGGGAAAGCAGUAUUAAUCACGGUGAUAUUCCUACUUAUGCUGAUACGAUUUCGUUUUUGACUACCCGUUGCCAAGUGUUAGAGCGGGUAUGCCCAACGUUGGUUUCGUCAAAGCAAAAGAAAACAUUUGGUUCUGGCACAACUGCCAAAAUUCCUCCAUUGAAGAUGUCAACAUUGGCAGCAUCGGUCGAAAUAAAGUGUACGUUUUGUGGGCAAGCUCAUCCCAAUCACCAAUGCGAAGACUUUUUGAAGCUUUCAGGUCACGAACGCUACGAGAAAGCAAAAGUUAACGGAGUUUGCUACAAUUGCUUACGAAAAGGACACAUCACAUCUCGAUGCACGUCUACAAUGUCAUGCAAAUACUGUAGAAGGCGGCACCACUCAACAUUGCAUUUGAAUACUACUUCAAACACAGCUACAGAAGGAUUGCGUAAGCAACUUACUUCGUCGCCUCAAGUGCAAUCGGAAAGCUUUACUACUACAAACAACGAUGCCUCUACGCAGUCGGCAAUCAACGCGUCAUGUACGGUCUAUCAACAACGGGCCUUGCUAUGUACUGCAAUUGUUAAUGCUUUUGACAGCAGCGGAGCAGCACAACCUUGUCGGGUGCUGCUUGAUUGUGGAUCACAAGUGAAUUUAGUAACCGAAAAAAUAGCCACUCUACUACAACUAAAGCGACAUCCCGUAGAUGUAAAAAUCAUAGGAAUUGACGGCACAGAAACGAAGGUAACAAUGUUAGUGCAAGUGGAAGUGCAAUCUCGGAGUGAUAAAUCCACACGUACCAUCGAGUGUAUGGUGAUGAAUCGAAUCACAGGGAUUGUACCAGCGAAUUUUAUUGACUCGUCAUCUUGGCCGAUGCCUACUGGUCUUUUUCUAGCGGAUCCAGAAUUUUAUCGCCCGCAACGAGUAGACAUGCUAGUCGGUAUCGGACACUUUUUCGAACUACUGAAGACAGGUAAGGUAAAACUUGCAGAGAAUUUGCCUUAUCUACAGGAGACAUCAUUUGGAUGGGUAGUCGGAGGGUUAGUUGACUCUUCAAGCUGGACAUAUAAAGUCAUGCAGUGUCAUGUUGCAUCACAAGAAGCAGACCUUGAUGUACUUAUACAAAAAUUUUGGGAAUAUGAAGAGGUACCUACUGAUACAACACUGCAGUCAGAGGAAGCAAUGUGCGAGGAAUUCUACAAUCGAACUCAUACCAGAGAUGCUUACGGAAGAUAUGUAGUUAAGUUGCCGUUUCGUGAAAAGGUGAAUCAACUUGGUGAUUCCAAACAACACGCGCUGCAGAGAUUCGCUUACCUGGAGAAAAAGCUUGCUAAGGAUCCUGAUCUCAAAACAGCUUAUUGUGCAUUUAUUCAAGAAUACAUCACGCUUGGCCAUUGUCGAGUCAUCGAUCCAUCUGAAGAUGUUUCAACGGGAUACUUUUUACCACAUCACGCCAUUCUUAAGCCCACGUCAUCUACUACGAAGUUACGCACCGUUUUCGAUGCAUCAGCAAAAACUACCUUUGGCAUAUCAUUGAACGAUACUCUUAUGGUGGGUCCCACACUGCAAGAUCCAUUGUUUGACAUCGUGUUGCGGUUUCGUACCCAUGUAUUUGUGUUCACUGGAGAUCUUUCAAAGAUGUAUCGAAUGGUAAAGGUUCAUCCGGAACAUGCAAAGUUUCAGCGAAUUUUCUGGCGACCAGAGCCAUCUGACGAAUUGAAAAUGUUUGAACUUGCCACUGUAACUUAUGGUACAGCUGCUGCACCGUAUCUAGCUACACGUUCACUGCUGCAAUUAGCAUUAGACGAGGGGCAUAACCAUCCACUUGCUGCAGAGAUAGUUAUUAAAGAUUUUUAUAUCGACGAUGUUUUGACAGGUGGUGAUUCCCUAGAGGAAAUAAUGACGAUGCGCGCUGAGCUUGAGGAAAUGCUGGGAAAGGGUGGCUUUACAUUGCAUAAAUGGUGUUCGAACUCUACUCAAUUUAUAGAAUCCGUUCCCGAGGAGUUGCGAGAAAAGCAGAUGGCAUUGAAACAACAAGGUACCAACAACGUAAUUAAAACAUUGGGUAUGCUAUGGAACCCUAGCAAAGAUACGUUUUUAUUUCAAAUUAACCACACUGACCACGAGCAUCCCGUUACUAAGCGCUAUAUUCUUUCGGAGAUAGUAAAGAUAUUUGAUCCGUUAGGAUUACUCGCACCGGUAAUUAUAAUUGCUAAAUUUAUCAUGCGCCAACUAUGGAGAUUAAAAAUACCUUGGGACGAAGAGCUACGACAAGAACAGAUACGCAGCUGGCAUCAGUUUCGGAAUGGGUUACCAUCAUUGAUCAAUUUAGAAGUGUCAAGGCUAGUUCUUUCUCCUAAUAGAAUUUCUUUGGAACUCCAUGCGUUCUCGGAUGCAUCAAUGGAGGCAUAUGGCGCCUGUGUUUAUCUACGCAGCAUCCUGAAUGAUGGUACCGUCACAGUUCAUUUACUUACCAGUAAGACACGAUUGGCAUCCAAUGUAACAAUUCCAAAACUUGAACUGUGCGCUUUUCGAUUGAUGGCAAGGCUAGUAAAGCAAGUUGAAACGGCUCUGAAAUUGGAGUUUAGUCAAAAGGUGCUUUGGACCGACUCACAAAUUGUUUUAUGGUGGCUGAAGAAGGAUCCUCGUGCUAUGAAGGCAUACGUCGCGAAUCGAGUUACGGAGGUGCUAGAGCUAACGCAGACUUACGAUUAUAAAUAUGUACGAACAAAUAACAAUCCCGCAGAUCUCUUAACUAGAGGUCUAUAUCCAGAAAUGAUGAUUCGAAACACAACAUGGUGGUAUGGACCGGAAUACCUGAAAGAAAAUCCCUACAAGGAAGAGAAACUGCAGGAACCUGGUGAGCUACCUGAAUUGAAAUACACUUCUUUAGCUGUGUCCGUGAACGAUGAACUUCCAGUACUAUCGCGGUUCAGUUCGUUUCGAAAAUUACAACGUGUACUGGCUUAUGUCAUUCGCUUCAUUAACAAAGCCAGGAAGCAGACUAACGACGAAGUAAAAACAAAGCAUUUAACGGUUAGUGAGCUACGGUUGUCAUUGAAUUUGAUCAUACGUUUACUCCAGCAACAUCAUUUAUAUUCAGAGAUCCGUCAAAUCGAAAAGUGUCAGAAAAAUCCAUCUGGUGAUCAAUACGUUGGAAGACUGCGAAGUUUAAACCCUUGGUUGGAUGAUUUUGGAAUUCUUCGAGUUAAUGGAAGGAUCAAACAUGCUAACGUCGCCUACGAACAAAGAUGCCCUGCGAUUUUACCAGCUGAACAUCGUGUCACGAAACUUUUGAUUGAAGCUAUUCAUAAUGAAAACCUUCACGUAGGACCAAGUGGUACGCUUUCCAUUUUGCGACAAAGGUAUUGGAUUCUUAACGGUCGGAAUGUUAUUCGAAGUCAAUUGCGCAAGUGCAUACAAUGCUUUAAAGUAAAGCCAUUCGAUACAAAUAUUUACAUGGGUGACUUGCCGAAGUAUAGGGUUACGCAAGCGUGUCCGUUUGAGCGCACUGGUGUCGACUUCGCAGGUCCAAUUUACAUUCGUAAGGGACAUCCUCGCAAACCGGUUUACACAAAAGGCUAUGUUGCGCUUUUUAUAUGUAUGGUUACCAAAUGCAUCCAUAUUGAACUUGUAUCCGACCUCACAACCGAGUGUUUUAUAGCGGCUUUACACAGAUUUGUUGGACGACGAGGGCUUCCGUCAGAUAUGUUUAGCGAUAACGCUACUAACUUCGCAGGUGCUAGUUCCGAGCUGCACGAGCUUUACCUUUUACUAAGACAGCAGCAUACAAUCGAUGCACUUGAAGAUUUUCGUAUGCCACGGGAAAUUCGCUGGCAUUUUAUACCACCACGUUCACCACAUGUAGGGGGCCUCUGGGAGGCCGGAGUUAAAUCAACGAAAUACUUUAUCAGACGUACUGCGGGAGAAACGAAACUAACGGAAGAAGAAUGGCAUACGCUCUUGGUGCAAAUUGAGGGCAUGUUAAACUCUCGGCCUUUGAUUGCACAAACAGCUGAUCCGACCGACUUCAAGAUCAUCACACCCGCUCAUUUAUUGACUGGACGUGCUAUAAACGCCAUUCCAGAACCGUCAUACGAUGCGAUCAAACCUGGCACACUUUCAAGAUGGCAACAUAUCCAGAAAAUGCGUUCAGAUUUUUGGAAGCGUCGGUCCGUAGACUAUCUUUCGCAACUGCAGCAACGACAGAAAUGGAACAAGCAACAUACCAAUGUACGUGUAGGUGAUUUAGUGCUAAUGAAGGAGGACAACAUCCCACCACUCCAAUGGAAGAUGGGGAGAGUUAUCGAGCUACAUCCAGGCCAGGAUGGCUACACACGCGUCGUCUCUGUAAAAACUGCAACCGGAGUAUUUAAGCGUUCCAUAGUCAAACUAGCGGUUCUUCCCAUUGAUGACAGCGACAGGUACAGAGGAUGUGACUAA